Dipodomys ordii (Ord's kangaroo rat) is the source of this 3888-nucleotide messenger RNA. It is a transcript of the gene Nsd2, whose product is annotated as Wolf-Hirschhorn syndrome candidate 1. The transcript is spliced from 18 exons. NCBI's taxonomy places the organism in Eukaryota, Metazoa, Chordata, Mammalia, Rodentia, Heteromyidae. Gene Ontology annotation, biological process: regulation of DNA-templated transcription. The record is from RefSeq and is a predicted model, not a curated record. Gene Ontology annotation, cellular component: chromatin; nucleus. The coding region runs from base 26 to 3667 and encodes 1213 amino acids. Gene Ontology annotation, molecular function: protein binding; histone H3K36 methyltransferase activity.
UUAAGAAUCAAAGCAUCUAGGCUGGAUGGAAUUUAGCAUCAAUAAAAGUCCCCUUUCUGUUCAGAAAGUUGUAAAGUGCAUGAAGAUGAAGCAGACACCAGAAAUCCUUGGCAAUGGAAAUGGAAAGACUCAGAACUGUGAAGUGAACCACGAAUGUUCUGUAUUCCUCAGCAAAGCUCAGCUUUCCAACAGCCUACAGGAAGGGGUCAUGCAGAAGUUUAAUGGCCACGAUGCACUUCCUUUUAUUCCUGCUGAGAAGUUGAAAGAUCUUACUUCCCGUGUGUUUAAUGGAGAACCUGAUGCUCAUGAUGCCAAAUUGUGUUUUGAGUCCCAGGAAGCAAAAGGAAUUGGGACACCACCCAACACGACCCCUGUCAAAAACGGCUCUCCAGAAAUUAAGCUGAAAAUUACCAAAACAUACAUGAAUGGGAAGCCUCUUUUUGAAUCUUCCAUCUGUGGCGACAGUGCUGCUGAGAUGUCUCAAUUGGAAGAAAACGGACAAAAAAUGGAGAGCAAGGCAAGGAGGAACAGGAAGAGGAGCAUAAAAUAUGACUCCUUACUGGAGCAAGGCCUUGUGGAAGCAGCUCUAGUGUCUAAGAUCUCAAGUCCUGCAGAAAAAAAGAUUUCAGUUAAGAAAGAAUCCUGUCCUAACACUGGCAGAGACAAGGAGCACUUGUUGAAGUACAACGUGGGUGAUUUAGUGUGGUCCAAAGUAUCUGGUUACCCCUGGUGGCCUUGCAUGGUGUCGGCUGACCCACUUCUUCACAACUAUACCAAACUUAAAGGUCAGAAAAAGAGUGCACGCCAGUAUCACGUGCAGUUCUUCGGUGAUGCUCCGGAAAGAGCCUGGAUAUUUGAGAAGAGCCUUGUGGCCUUUGAAGGAGAAGGGCAGUUUGAGAAAUUGUGUCAGGAAAGUGCUAAGCAGGCUCCCACCAAAGCUGAGAAAAUUAAGCUGUUGAAACCUAUUUCAGGGAAAUUGAGGUCCCAGUGGGAAAUGGGCAUUGUCCAGGCAGAAGAAGCUGCAAGCAUGUCAGUAGAAGAACGGAAAGCCAAGUUCACCUUUCUCUACGUGGGGGGUCAGCUGCGCCUCAAUCCUCAAGUAGCUACAGAGGCUGGGGUUGCUGCCGAGCCUUUGGAAGGAGGGGCAGACUCCUCAGGGGCCGUUGAAGAGGCUGCUGUUGAUGCCAAGUCUGUGAGAGAAGAAGGUGUGCCCAUGAAGAGAAGGCGAAGAGGGAAGAGAUCCAGCUCCGCAGAGAACCAAGAGAGUGACCCCGGCACAGAAAAGAGUACUCCUCAAAAGAUGGCGGAGGCCGACCCCAAGAGAGGAGUAGGCUCACCUCCCGGAAGGAAGAAAGCCACGCCCUCUGCCCCACGGAGCAGGAGGGGAGACGCGGCCUCCCAGUUUCUGGUUUUCUGUCAGAAGCACAGGGAUGAGGUAGUGGCAGAGCACCCAGAUGCCGCAGGCGAGGAGAUUGAAGAACUGCUUGGAUCCCAGUGGAACAUGCUGAAUGAAAAGCAGAAAGCACGCUAUAACACCAAGUUUGCCCUAGUGACGUCUGCCCAGGGUGAAGAAGACGCUGGUAACGUCAGUGGGAAAAAAAGAAAUCACACAAAGAGGACAGAGGACCCUCCAGAAGAUGUCGAUGUGGACACACCCAGGAAAAGACUCAGGAUAGACAAACACGGUCUUCGGAAGAGAGAGACGAUCUCCGACAAAACAGCCAGAGCAAGCUCUUACAAGGCCAUGGAGGCAGCCGCCUCCUUGAAGAGCCAGGCAGCAACGAAAAAUCUGUCUGAUGCAUGCAAACCACUGAAGAAGCGACAUCGGGCUCCCGCAGCAACGUCUUCAGCUCUUGGGUUUAACAAAAGUUCAUCUCCUUCUGCAUCCUUAACUGAGAAUGAGGUCUCGGACAGCCCCGGAGACGAGCCCUCGGAAUCUCCAUAUGAAAGCGCAGACGAAACACAGACCGAAGUGUCCACGUCAUCUAAAAAGUCAGAACGAGGAGUAACCGCCAAAAAGGAGUACGUGUGUCAGCUGUGUGAGAAGACGGGCAGCCUGCUGCUGUGCGAGGGCCCGUGCUGCGGCGCCUUCCACCUCUCCUGCCUCGGCCUGCCCCGGAGACCGGAAGGGAGGUUCACCUGCCGCGAGUGUGCCUCAGGGAUUCACUCAUGCUUCGUGUGUAAGGAGAGCAAGACAGAGGUGAAGCGCUGUGUUGUAACUCAGUGUGGGAAGUUUUACCACGAGGCCUGUGUGAAGCAGUACCCCCUCACCGUGUUUGAGAGCCGGGGCUUCCGGUGUCCGCUACACAGCUGCGUGAGCUGCCAUGCCUCCAACCCGUCUAACCCUCGGCCUUCAAAAGGUAGGAUGCGAGGAAGGGGGGCGGGGCUUGCUUACACAGAACUUCGAAGGUACAUGUUUUUAUUUACUAAAAUCUUUACUGACCUUUCAGCGCUGCAAGAAGCUGAAGCGCGUUUCCGGGAAGUCAAACUUCAGCGGGAAGCCCGGGAGACGCAGGAGAACGAGCGCAGGCCUCCCCCGUACAAGCACAUCAAGGUGAAUAAGCCUUAUGGGAAAGCCCAGAUCUACACGGCCGACAUUUCUGAGAUCCCCAAGUGCAACUGUAAGCCCACAGACGAGAAUCCCUGCGGCUCCGACUCCGAGUGUCUGAACAGGAUGCUGAUGUUCGAGUGCCACCCGCAGGUGUGCCCUGCCGGGGAGCACUGCCAGAACCAGUGCUUCACCAAACGCCAGUACCCCGAGACCAAGAUCAUCAAGACGGACGGCAAAGGCUGGGGCCUGGUGGCCAAGAGGGACAUCAGAAAGGGAGAGUUUGUUAACGAGUAUGUCGGUGAGCUUAUUGACGAGGAGGAAUGCAUGGCGAGGAUCAAGUACGCGCAUGAGAAUGACAUCACGCACUUCUACAUGCUCACCAUAGACAAGGAUCGCAUCAUCGAUGCUGGCCCCAAGGGGAACUAUUCUCGAUUCAUGAACCACAGCUGCCAGCCCAACUGUGAGACCCUCAAGUGGACUGUGAAUGGGGACACGCGCGUGGGCCUGUUUGCUGUGUGCGACAUUCCCGCAGGGACAGAGCUGACUUUUAAUUACAAUCUUGACUGUUUGGGCAAUGAAAAGACGGUCUGCCGGUGUGGAGCCUCCAACUGUAGUGGGUUCCUGGGGGACAGACCAAAGACAUCAGCGCCGCUCUCUUCAGAGGAAAAGGGCAAAAAGGCCAAGAAGAAAAGCAGGAGGCGCAGAGCCAAGGGGGAAGGGAAGAGGCGGUCUGAGGACGAGUGCUUCCGCUGUGGCGACGGGGGCCAGCUGGUGCUGUGUGACCGCAAGUCCUGCACCAAGGCCUACCACCUGUCCUGCUUGGGCCUGGGCAAGCGGCCCUUUGGAAAGUGGGAAUGUCCCUGGCACCACUGUGACGUGUGUGGCAAACCCUCUACCUCCUUCUGCCACCUGUGCCCCAACUCCUUCUGUAAGGAGCAUCAUGACGGGACGGCUUUCCGGGCCACCCAGGACGGGCAGUCCUACUGCUGUGAGCAUGACUUGGGGGCAGAGUCGGUGAGAAGUGCCAAGACUGAGAAACCCUUCCCAGAACCUGUGAAGUCCAAGGGGAAGAGGAGGAGGAGGAGGUGUUGGCGGAGGGUCACAGAAGGCAAAUAGCGCCAGGUGGCAGCGUGGUCAGAUCAGGGGCAGCGUGGGCCGGCCAGUCCUGCCUGGAGGGGAGGGGAGUAUGGCACUGGCCGGCCCGACCACCUGGCUCGGCUCAUAGAGCCGUGGCCUACCCAGGCCUCCGAGGGAGAGAGUGCCUCCACCACUGAGCCAUCCCGCAGCCAUGCUGCGUCUGCACUGAUGCCCGCUGAGCCGCGCCCCCGCUCAGCCCC